Platichthys flesus (European flounder) is the source of this 1232-nucleotide messenger RNA. RefSeq names its product thioredoxin-like 4B (gene txnl4b). The coding region runs from base 45 to 494 and encodes 149 amino acids. The transcript has 3 exons. Gene Ontology annotation, cellular component: spliceosomal complex; U4/U6 x U5 tri-snRNP complex; U5 snRNP. The record is from RefSeq and is a predicted model, not a curated record. Gene Ontology annotation, biological process: mRNA splicing, via spliceosome. NCBI's taxonomy places the organism in Eukaryota, Metazoa, Chordata, Actinopteri, Pleuronectiformes, Pleuronectidae.
ACUUCCUCUCGGUAACAAAAUAAGACGUUUCGUUAGCCGCCAACAUGAGUUACUUUUUGCCGAAAUUAACUUGUAAAAAAGACAUAGAUGAGGUUAUUAAAUGUGUGGCGGAGAAAGUCGUAGUUCUGAGGUUCGGCAGAGACGAAGACUCGGUUUGUCUCCAGCUCGACGAGAUUUUGUCAAAAACUUCCCACGACCUCAGCAACAUGGCGUCGAUCUACAUCGUGGAUGUGAAUAAAGCUCCGAUCUACACGAGAUACUUUGACAUCAGCUACAUCCCCUCCACCGUCUUCUUCUUCAACGGGCAGCACAUGAAGGUGGAUUACGGCUCCCCAGAUCACACCAAAUUUGUCGGCAGUUUUAAGACAAAGCAAGAUUUCAUGGAUCUGAUUGAAGUCAUAUACAGAGGAGCCAUGCGGGGAAAGAUGAUUGUUCAGAGUCCCAUCGACCCUCGGAAUAUUCCCAAAUAUGAUCUCCUCUAUCAUGGAAUUUAAACUCAGGACGUCCACUGUGUGGCCUUACGAACAUAAUAUUUGGUUUCAGAGACGCAUCUGCCACUGCUGAUUGAUUAAGUCACAAAAAUGUCUUCAACCUUCAGAUACUAAACAACUGUCUGAAGAAGUUUUCAUCUCAAGUCUUGCAGAUUAGGAGCCUGAUUAAAUAUGUUCACUCUCCAACAGAAGCUAAACAUUACAUGACCCCUUACCUUUUGUUCUCUGUUGUGUGUUUGCGAAGUUUUGAUACAUGCAGGUUCCAGUCAGUGGUUUCAUAAUAUUCCACUAAUCGACUGGUUCCCCAGGAACAUGAAGGUGCUGUUGAGGAAAAGUGAAAGCUUGUAAAUAUGGAUAUCAUAGUUUUGAAGAAUUAUAAUCUGAGAAAUGCAGAAAGUUAACUGAAACUUUGUUUACUAGAAACCUUCAAAGGACCCUGGUGUACUUACACAAACUUCACCUAAACCUCAUAUAGUGUGACUGUGACUGACUACUAUAGAACUAAUAUACACAAUAAAAUGUUUAAGAUCCCAUAUUCAAAUGUAUUAACAGCAGGACAUUUUUAUGUUCAUGUUUUACGGAUAGUGUAUGAGUUUAGAAGAAUGAAUCCAUGUAGCUUUGCUGUAAUUUAUUUUUUCCCAUGUAAAAAUAUGUCUUGUGCUUUUUUGAUAUUUCCAAUGGAAAUGAGCUGUUUAUUGGCAAAACGAUACAUGCUAUGUCGUGGCAAUAAACUUUUAUAUG